AUGAUUUUCAAAGCUUCUAACAAAUAUGUUGUGCAUAAACAGAUACGUUUUCAUCCACUUUGCAAGUCGUGGGUUUUUAAGGAAACCAAAACUUUGAAUUACUUAAUCGGAGCAUUCAAACCAUCCUGCAACAUUUCAAUCACAUUUUCUGAUGCAAAAACUCGGAAGCAGGUCCCCUUAAAGAAGGAAAGUGGCCAAGCAGUGUUGGUCCCACUUUUUCAAAGUCAAGAAAACAUUUCUGGGAAGAUUUCUAUAGAACCAAUUCAAGGGAAGAAGAUUGAACACAAUGGAGUCAAAGUUGAGCUCCUCGGGCAAAUCGAGAUGUACUUUGACAGAGGCAACUUUUAUGACUUUACUUCCCUCGUUCGUGAACUUGAUGUUCCUGGAGAGUUAUAUGAGAAGAAAACAUAUCCUUUUGAGUUUUCUACAGUUGAAAUGCCAUAUGAGACUUACAACGGGGUGAAUGUGAGACUUAGGUAUGUUCUGAAAGUGACAGUUAGUCGUGGUUAUGCUGGUAGCAUAGUGGAAUACCAGGAUUUUGUGGUUCGCAACUAUUCCCCACCUCCUUCUAUUAACAAUAGCAUCAAGAUGGAAGUGGGAAUCGAGGAUUGUCUGCAUAUUGAGUUUGAGUACAACAAGAGCAAGUACCAUUUGAAAGAUGUUAUUAUUGGCAAGAUAUACUUCCUUCUUGUAAGAAUCAAAAUAAAGAAUAUGGAUCUGGAGAUCAGGCGUCGAGAGUCAACAGGGUCGGGGCCUAGUACCCAUGUUGAGACAGAGACACUUGCUAAGUUUGAGUUGAUGGAUGGUGCUCCAGUCAGAGGUGAAUCAAUUCCCAUUAGAUUGUUUCUUAGCCCUUAUGAACUGACACCAACACAUCGCAACAUCAAUAACAAAUUCAGCGUGAAGUAUUAUUUGAAUCUUGUUCUGGUUGAUGAAGAGGACAGACGGUAUUUCAAGCAGCAAGAGAUCACUAUAUACAGGCUUCAGGAGACUUCAUGA
Prunus armeniaca (apricot) is the source of this 999-nucleotide messenger RNA. NCBI's taxonomy places the organism in Eukaryota, Viridiplantae, Streptophyta, Magnoliopsida, Rosales, Rosaceae. The record is from the annotation of a GenBank genome assembly.